This is a messenger RNA of Anopheles marshallii, 843 nucleotides long. RefSeq lists its product as uncharacterized. The transcript is spliced from 3 exons. The coding region runs from base 1 to 843 and encodes 280 amino acids. The record is from RefSeq and is a predicted model, not a curated record. NCBI's taxonomy places the organism in Eukaryota, Metazoa, Arthropoda, Insecta, Diptera, Culicidae.
AUGAAAGUGUUUAUCGCAAUCGCUGCCCUUCUGGCCGUGAGCAUGGCUGCUCCGGCACCCGCUACCGAGCAGACCGGAGCGUUCGGCAUGAUGGCCAAGUACUUCGGUUCCUGUCUGGAGAGCGACGACAUGGGCACCUGCUUUGCCGUCAAGGGUAUUACCGCACUGAACAGGGCGGCCCGUGCCGCCAACAUCGAGCUGGCACCUGGUGUCACUUUCGCAAGAGACCCAGCGGUACCGGCUGAGCGUACCGGAAAGGCCAUCUCGGAGAAUGAGAUCGUCAACACGCUGCCAACUGAUUCGGAACAGAAGACGGACGCCCUAUUUGACCUGGCGAUUGACUCCGCUAAGCGUCUGUUCAGUGCCCGCUCGAUCCAGUUCAAGCUGCCGGAGGAGACGACCGAGACGAUCGCCCGCUCGCUGGAGGAAGGUAGACUGCUGAAGAAAGGCAAGAAGCUGAAGAAGGUGCUCGGCCCGCUGGUUCUCGCUCUCGGUGGCAAGCUGUUCGCCCUGCUGCCACUGUUCCUCGGUGCCGUCGCACUGCUCGCCGUGAAGGCUCUGCUCGUCUCGAAGGUGGCGUUCGUGAUGGCUGCCGUACUGGCCGCCCAGAAGUUCCUCGGCGGCGGUGGUGGUUCUCCGCUGAAUCUGCUCUCCAAGGUCGCUGGUGGUUCGUCCGGUGGCGUGGUCGGAGGUGGUGCGUCGGCCGGAGCUGGCGGAUGGUCGUCGGGAGCUAGUGCCGGUGGCUGGUCCAACACUGGAGCCGCCUCCGCCCAGUACCCGUACGCUCGCAGCUACGAUACCGCCCAGGAACUCGCCUACAGUGCACAGGCGCCGUCGCAGUAA